AUGUCUACAUACGAGGAUGAUAUUAAGAAUGAUUCUGAUAAUGAUUUGGGUGAUGAUUUCGAUUAUGAACCGAAUGCACACUAUGAUGUUGAAGAUGACGAUGUUGAUUCGUUGGAUUUUACUAGCAAGAGUGAACACGAUUGUGAUGUAAAACGAAUAGCAAAUUUAAUGGUGGAGGAUAUUUGGAACCUACAGUUUAGGACAGAGGAUGAGGCUUGCCAAUUUUAUAACGCUUAUGCUUGUUGGCAUGACUUUGUAAUGAGGAAGGAUGAUGUGGUAAGGGAUAAGGAAGGUAAAAUUAUUUGCAGGCAACUUAUUUGCAAUAAAGAGGGCUGCAGGAAUAUGAGGUAUCUUGAUCUGGAUAAUAGAUCAAGGGAGGCAAGGUCACUAACGCGAAUCAAGUGUCCAGCUCGGCUUUAG
Molecule: messenger RNA, 420 nt
Organism: Arachis ipaensis
Lineage: Eukaryota; Viridiplantae; Streptophyta; Magnoliopsida; Fabales; Fabaceae
Source: RefSeq, a predicted model, not a curated record